Loa loa (African eye worm) is the source of this 1121-nucleotide messenger RNA. Its product is annotated as proteasome subunit alpha type-2. The coding region runs from base 8 to 715 and encodes 235 amino acids. The record is from RefSeq and is a predicted model, not a curated record. The transcript has 6 exons. NCBI's taxonomy places the organism in Eukaryota, Metazoa, Nematoda, Chromadorea, Rhabditida, Onchocercidae. Gene Ontology annotation, cellular component: proteasome core complex, alpha-subunit complex; proteasome core complex. Gene Ontology annotation, biological process: ubiquitin-dependent protein catabolic process.
UUUAAGGAUGGGUGAAAGUGAUCAUUAUGGCUUUUCGCUUACAACUUUCAGUCCUUCGGGCAAGCUAAUGCAAAUCGAAUAUGCUUUAAAUGCAGUAAAAAAUGGACAACCAUCUGUGGGAUUGCGAGCAUCAGAUGGCGUGGUAUUAGCUACCGAGAAUAAGAUAUCGGUGCUAUAUGAAGACCAACCAAAAGUAGAAAAAAUUAGCCAACAUAUCGGUUGUGUUUAUAGCGGCAUGGGGCCUGAUUACAGAAUACUGGUUAAAAAGGCACGGAAAUUAGCAAUGGAAUAUGAAUUGAUGUAUGGUGAGGAAAUACCUACGACACAACUUGUAACAAAGUUAGCCGCGGUAAUGCAAGAAUAUACUCAGUCAGGCGGUGUUCGGCCAUUCGGCGUAUCAAUGCUUGUUGCUGGUUGGGACCAUGAGCCAAGUCCCGGUCGACCGCUUCUGUUCCAGUGCGAUCCUUCGGGAGCAUAUUUUGCUUGGAAAGCAACAGCUUUGGGGAAGAAUGAUGUCAAUGCAAAAACAUUUUUGGAGAAACGGUUUAGUGAUGCGUUAGAACUGGAUGACGGUAUUCAUACGGCAUUACUUACAUUGCGUGAAAGUUUUGAUGUUGGCAUGACGGAAGAUAACGUGGAAAUAGCGGUGUGCAAUAAAAAUGGGUUCAUGCGUUUGUCAAAGCAACAAGUGAAGGAUCAUCUUGGUGCACUCUGAUUACUGCAUUUUCUUUUUUUUUUAUUGUAGCUGGCAUUAUUGUACUCAAUUCGUUGUUUUUUGGCAUUAUUUAUAUGUUAAUUUGUAUUUGGAAUUAUUAAUGUUCGAACAGUACUUUUCCAAAGUCUUAAGAUAUCCUUCGGAAUCUUGUCCUCUACUUUUCCUUUCAUUGCCUUCUGUACGCUGCUUACUAUGUAGCCUUGCAUGAAAACAUAGGGAUGGUAAACUUUUCAAAAUUAGGAAAAAUGUUAUUGUCCAUUAAUCUUCCGUCAUCUCCGGUAUCUGUGCGUUUCGAAUUUUUGAUGCAUCGAUUGAUAUGGAUAUAAUCGGGAAAAACAAUGUUUUCAAAACAUAAGUCUUCUGGUUUUGUACUUGUCAAAGCCGCAAAUAAAAAAUCUAGAGAAUG